AGCGGGAAACGCCUUGAUCCCCCGGAGACAUAAUCCAGGUAUAGAACCAAUAAGACCAUUGACAGGAUUCUCCGCCAUCAUGCUAUGCCCAUUAAGUCUGAAAGAAUUGGCCCCUCCGCUCUUCGGCCAUCCGUGAGUGAGUGACUUUGACUGCCAGACCGAGUCCUCGCUUUUUGCUCCUCUUGCACCAUAUCGACGCCACCAUUUACAAUAACCCCAACCCGCACGUCAGACUACGACCUUUGUGUCAUACUCUCCUGCAUAUUACUCCAGAUCUUCUGCGAUCAAUUAGCUUCUUCUGGUUUCUUUCCGUUUACACAGACACACAUCUCCCUUGUGCGACACAUCAAGUCAAACCUUUUGCGAUAACCGAAAUCCCGAUCGAUAUGUAAAACACCCAUAUCCAGAAAUCACAGACGACUCAAUGCCGUUUGACCUGAUCGAUAGGCAUCGAGAGCACGCCCUGAUGGACGCAGAAUGGGAACAGCCAUCCAGAAAGAGACUGCGCCUCAGCUUAGCUGAAGAGAAGGAUGAUUGUGAAGAGAACUUACAUUCCCAACACAUGCCUGAUGCCUCAAAGGACAAGAGUAUUACAAUCGCUUCAACCGCAAAGCAUGCCAGAAAUACUGUCGCUCCCUUUCUGGCCAGACAUAUACCCUCUCAAUACGCUCCGCUCGGCAAGCAUGGCAAAUCAAACAUUGAUGCAGCAGAUGAUUCCAAUUCAAAAUUCUGCUAUCGCCAUCGACCGGACAUGCUAUGCCGACGACAGGCGGACGAGCCAUCUAUGGACAAGCUACAAAAGGGCCUCGAGGCGCUUUCUCAAGAAGACCGUCAAGGCAUCGUCCAGGUCUGGUCCUUGUUCUCCGCUGCACCAUCCAAGCACCGAAACCUGAUGUUGCAGGGCAUCCUGGCUCAAUGCUGUUUCCCGCAACUUUCGUUCCUCUCUGCGAACGUCCAGAAGCUGAUUCGCAUCGAUUUCAUUUCGGCUUUACCUGCGGAAGUCGCUUUUCGCAUCCUCUGUUUUCUGGAUACCACCUCCCUAUGUAAAGCUGCACAGGUCUCGCGAAGGUGGAGACAAUUGGCGGACGAUGAUGUGGUUUGGCAUCGCAUGUGCGAGCAACAUAUCGAUCGGAAAUGUACAAAAUGUGGUUGGGGCUUGCCGUUGCUAGAGCGAAAAAUGCUACGAGCCUCGAAAAGGCAGAUUGAACUGCGCGCAGCCGGCAAUCAUUCAAUCGAAGCAGCCUCAGAGAUCCCUAUACAACCUCUCGAAUGCACCACCGGCUCCGAUACCGAGAGCCACCAUGAUUACUCCGACCUCGAAAAGCUGUCUGAUGGCCACCUAUCCCCAGUCCAAGUGAGGAGACCUGCACUGGGGACCACUGACAGUGAAUACAGGAGGACAAGGCCAUGGAAAGAUGUGUACAAAGACAGAUUCAAGGUUGGCACCAAUUGGAAGUACGGACGAUGCAGUAUCAAGAUCCUAAAAGGACACUCCAACGGCGUCAUGUCACUACAAUUGUGCGACAACAUCUUAGCAACGGGAUCCUACGAUGCCACCAUCAAGAUCUGGAAUCUGGAUACUGGUGAAGAACUCAGGACCCUGAGAGGCCAUACGAUGGGUGUCCGCUGUCUUCAGUUUGACGACAACAAACUCAUCAGCGGUAGUCUGGAUAAGACACUCAAAGUAUGGAACUGGCGAACCGGUGAAUGUAUCGCCACGUACAACGGCCACCAUGAGGGGGUCAUUGCACUUCACUUCGACUCCAAUAUCCUCGUGUCCGGGUCCGUCGAUCAUACUGCUCGCGUGUGGAAUUUCCAGGAUCGGUCCGUCUUCACUCUCCGCGGACACAGCGACUGGGUCAACUCCGUCAAGAUCGAUUCCGCAUCCCGCACCAUCUUCACCGCCUCAGACGACUGCACGGUCAAACUGUGGGAUUUAGACACCAAGAAAAUCAUCCACACUUUCGAAGGGCAUGUCGGCCAAGUGCAGCAAGUUCUGCCUCUGCCACCCGAGUUUGAGGCCGAAGACGGAGAAGAAGAUCACGACGAGGAUUCCGACCCAGGUAGUCCUUCCAGUCAAGUCACUGUCAAAUCUGAGCGCAAGCACAACGAAAGUAAAGCGUUGUCAAUCGACCAUACGGGUCUGUGGCUGACACAGCAUGACCGGCCCCAGCCGCCGCGAUAUAUGCUGACUUCGGCAUUGGACUCGACGAUUCGGCUUUGGGAUGUACAUUCUGGCCGCUGUAUCAGGAAGUUCUUCGGGCAUGUCGAGGGUGUAUGGACCAUUGCGGCAGAUACUUUGCGCUUCGUGUCUGGUGCCGAGGAUCGCAUGGUCAAGGUGUGGGAUCCGCGUACGGGAAAGUGUGAAAGGACGUUUACUGGUCAUGCUGGACCUGUGACGUGUAUUGGAUUGAGCGAUAGUCGGAUGUGCAGUGGUGGAGAGGAUGGUGAGGUGAGGGUUUACAACUUUACGGCGUGAUUUGAUUCAGAUCGGUGCGGGAGUUCCAAUAAGGAAUGGGGAUUUUGUUAUCAGGGCGGUGUUCGGGCUAUUUUGUGGGAAUGGUUCUCAAAAGGCCAAAACAGCACGGUGCUGAAGGUUUACUGGAACAUUGACGGAUGGAUAAGGAUGCUAGUCGUCAUGUUCUCAGCGUGAUACCAGGCGUAUGGCGGUCAUAUGUCAAGUAUGUAUUCCGGAUACAGUACCGUUGCUGAAAAAGGUUGGGUUGGGUUCAGACGGCCGGGCAGGUAAACAAAAUACCAAUUGCCGUUGAUGAUUGAA
Molecule: messenger RNA, 2779 nt
Organism: Exophiala viscosa
Lineage: Eukaryota; Fungi; Ascomycota; Eurotiomycetes; Chaetothyriales; Herpotrichiellaceae
Product: F-box and WD-40 domain-containing protein MET30
Exons: 1
Coding region: 425-2479 (684 amino acids)
Molecular function (GO): protein binding
Source: RefSeq, a predicted model, not a curated record